GCAUGCUAUACCAGAAAAACUUCAAGACUGCAGGCAACAAUUGCACCUCAGGGUGAGCCGACAGCUUUGUUUAUGUCGUAAGUCUUCAUCUGCUAUCGUUCAUUUCAUUUGUAAACUGUAACACCUUUUUUUGACUCCGUAGUUUGUAGCAUAUUCAUGACUAUUAAAAAAAAUCUUAUCACAAAUUAACAAAAUAUAUAUAUAUAUAGCAGUCUGAUUGUCUAACAUUUGUGCUAUGUUAGCCUUGAGUAGUUAAAAAAAAAAAAAAACUUUUAGUAAUAGUGAGCCAUUCCUUUAUGUAUACUUUUUCUGGAAUCAGUGUUUUUUUUCUUUCUGAUACUAAUGCUGCACACUCAGAUGUAGUCUUUAGCUCAGCUGUUUUAGCCUGAGUCCUGAAGCUUUAUGGCACCAGAGGUCAGCGAAAUCCGUAACUGCACUGUCCUUUCUAAUAUUUGCCAAAAAGUUAUGUUUUAUGCUGUGUACACAUUGCUGCAAUCAGGGUGACUUCCAGUUAUAGAAAACCUUUGUUUUUCUAUCAGAAUUUUAGAUGGUGUCACAUCUUUCAGUUUAUAUAAGGGGAUCAAUCAUAUUUUACAUAUUUUAGUUUAGGAAACAUAUAAAGUUGAUUUGAAUGAUCUGAGCUCAAAAAACAACUGUUUUGUGUAUAUAUCAGCCUCUGUGAAAACCCUCGUUUUAGCACUACUCCGCCUCUCCCUGAAACAUAACAUUGUGGCUGUUUUUUCCAGUGAUGUAAAGACAGACAGAACUUAUGGGGUAGUUGAGGUGCUCAGCUCAAACUGGCCUUUGUUUACAAAUGAGGCAAGCAAAAGGAGAAGCAGAAGAUAGUGAGCUUUUAGACAAGAAACAAUUUGACAGAGCUUCCAGAUGGGUAUGUCCUUCGAAAUUGUUCUAACAGGACAGCUAAGCCUGAUGUCAGGUUCCUGCAGAGUUACUGUGGUGAGCUGUUCAGAGAAUCUGGGAAACAUGUCUGCACAUUCGCCAGCAUUUGUAUGUUUCUUUUUUUUAAAUUCUGCAUAAGUUUAGCAUGGAUAUCAGACUUUUUAACAUCAUCUGUAUGCAUUUAUGUGAGGAUCAGCAUGACUGGUCAACCUUGAGGCUAUGCUUAACAGGAAACUGUCAGAGUGGGACACCAUGCUUACAGCCUUUUCCGGUGCAAAAACUACACCUGUUCAACCAAGGUUUUUCUCAUUUAAUGAUGGUAAAUUAUUUUUAACUUUCAGCAUUGCACUUAAUCAUGCAGGAAAAUACAACAAUUGUUUGGAUUAAAAUUAUUGAAACACACCAUAACCACUUUGUGCUGAAAAUAUACAGUGAGUGGUUGUUGUAUUUGAUUUCAGGACUUGAUGGAUUCAUGUAGCUAACUGCAGUCUUUAGGUACCUAGUGUGCACUUGAAUGCCUCAUGCACUUUGUUGUGCUGGUGUGACUUGGGAUCGGGGCUUAUCUCAGGGUACUUUGAAGUGAUAUGAUGUCACAUUGUGGUAAAUUUUAACUUCCAAAGCAUUCUGCAAAUGCUGAUUCAGCCUUAAAAUUCUCAACCUCUAAUUACCAGAGGAGUGAUCAAUGGAUUUGAGUUAAAAAUGCACCAACCAAUCAGACCACCUUUCAAAAGACAUGGUGGUUGGCUUUAAGGUAAGAGAGCACGCUCAAACUGUUUGAACACAUAAAUUUACAGUUCAUAAGUCUGAAGAAAUCAGAAGGAGGAGGUGGACGUGUACUUUAAUGGAGCUUUGCUCUGCUCUAAGCAUCAACUAGUGUUAUGAUAAGUUUGUCAAAUAUGCUUCCAUAUCAGUAGGACUUGAUUCCAUUAAAAGAAACUUGAUUUAAGUGAAGAUACAAUUAGGAGAGUGAUUGUGUGCUCAUGUCAGAUGAUCAUCAAAGAUCCUUGUUAUUACCUUUUUAUUUUCCUAAAACUGUUGUUUUCCCCCCUCAUCUUGUAUCUACGUGGCAAGUCGCUCUACUCAGUCCAACAAGUGAGUUUUGUUUGACUUUUGAUUGGAUAACAAACUGCUUGUCCUCCAAAAGGUCAACAAUUUCAUUUCGUCAUACUUUGUCAGAGCAUUCAUGGACUGGAUUUUUGCCACAAUUUUCAUCUUCACUUUACUGACAUUUUACGUCAUUGCCCCAGUUUAAUCAUGAAAAAUUGGUGUAUCAAUGAAAAUUUACUGUCAUUGUCUUUGUUGACAAAAUGAACCCUGCAGGGAAACUAUUUUUUACUGUUUUGUUUUGUUUUGUUUUUUUUAAGCAAAAAGGGUAAAUGGGGCCAUCUGCUGGAAAAUAGUUAACAUCACAAAUUUGAAGCCUGGCCUGUUCACUGAAAAUACUUACUAAACAACAUGGCUUAUUAAUAGAAAAAUAACCCUUAAAAGAGAAAAAACGUGUGUGUCCCUAAAGGGGGUUUGGGAAUAUGGUAUGUAAUCCAUGUACCUUUUACAUGUGAUUUAUCCAGUCUCUCUAACUAGCUGUCUUUAUGAUUAAAAAAACAUAUAUAUUUAAUUUGCAGCAUUACAUAGUCUCCUAAUUUUGUGGUAUAUUUUUAACCCUAAUAAUACCCCCCCCCCCUUUGUCUCUUAGUUCAUUCCUCUACUGUUCCCCUCUCUUACAGACUAAUCAUCAUCACACUCUGAUAAUAAGUAUGAGCAGUGAGGGGCAGUGUGGCGAUUGUAGCUGUUUUACAUUGUGUGGAAAGGGAGGAGUGCUGUGGGCCACUAUGUCCCUGGUAGACAGAAAAACACUUGUUGGCUCAGUGUGGAGGACACUUCUUAACAUACCAUGGGAUUAAAUAUACAAAAUGAGCACCUGCAGCCUGCAAGACUAGAGCAGCCUUUGAAGGUGAGUUUAGACGGUUUGAAUGACGGUAUGAGAGGUAAUGGAAGGUAUUUGGUCCAACAAUGCACUUUAACAGCUUUUUUAAUAUUAAAUUACAAUGCCUAAAUGUUAAAGAUAGAAGAAUCUCAUUUUCCCAUUCAAUGAUUCUAUCCUAAAAGCUGGAAUGAAAUCCAAAAAUAUGCAAUGUGUUUUAAAUAAUACUCUACAAGUUUGUCUUCAUGUGGAUACCUGAAAAACUCCUUUUUGUUCAUGUUUAAUAGACUAUGUUGGUCUUGUCCAAAAUUUAAGAAGGGACUAUAAAAUAUCAAACUUGACAUGCAUGUUGCCAUCCUUACACAAGCUUUUUUUUUUUAACCCCUUUUACCUGAAAUACUCUUAAUGUUGGAUGGUGACUAUGAUAUCUGACAUGUGAAAAAUAUACUAAUUGUGACAAAAAUGCAGAGUUCCAUUUGCAGGUUGAUUAAGCUGAAAGUUUUAGCACCUUUCAGCUUAUUCUGUUGAAGCUGCCAGCUCAGCUACUUAUUGUUGGUUGUAGCAAGUGACUGAUGGCAUCAAAAUCUGCUGCUCAUACUGCCUAAUACAAAAACUGCAGGUACAAAGAAGUCAGCCAGAGCACUAGAGGAGAGUAUAUUGUUGGAUGAACAUUUAUCUUGUGGCAAGAAACAUGACUCCACAUGAGUGUUAGUAUUGCUCUUUCAACUGCACAGGGUGUGCACUGACAGACCAACAUGAUCUAAAAUUUCAGUAUAGGAGGAUAUGUUAUUCAGAGUGCACCAAUAAGAUUUCACAAAAGUUGAUAAAAUUUAUGAACAUAUUGUCCUUAAUCUAGUUUAAAUGUGUCCAAAAGGCUUAAAAGUAAUCAUUGAAGCACUAAGUUCAAAUUCAGUUGACCCACUAGCAUGCUGCUGUAAACUUAAAUCCAGCUGCUAAUUUAAUUAAAAGUAUAAAAAGCAGUCUGUGUCAUUCCAUUUGCAGCAACUCACUGUAAGGAGCCACGCAGUCUGGUCUGGACCAUUAACAGCAGCUGUCUCUUGCCCUCAUCCAUUAGCACUCAUUCUAACACUCAUAACAAAAUAUGUCUUAGACAAGCUAAAACUAAUCCUACCCACUGCAUGCCAUGCUGUCUCUCCUAUGUCUUUUUCUGGGCUAUUUUGUUUUCUGGCUAAAGCAUGUUGUAUCCAAACAAGUACAACAAUGCUUUUAUUUUCUUUCUUCUUUUUCUUUUUUUUUUGUAUUGUCAAAAGCUGCUAUGCAUAAAAUCACUAUACAUAUACAAGUAGCAUCAGGAAUUAAUUAAAACGCAACCUCCUCCAAAAAUACUUGAACAAAAUGGCACGAUAGGAACAUGUAUUUAAAUUUCUCAAGUUUGAUUCAUAAUUUAGCCAUUAACAUGAAGGAGCACAGCUCUUUUAACCAACUCAGCCUGUCAGCAGGGAUAUGGCUGAAUGUUUUGGCUUCGCUGUCAGAUGAUGUCAUGUUAUUAAUCUCUGUACACAGUUGGAACAACAGUGAACCCCAAAGUAGUCCCAAAGGCAUCCAGUAGAGGUAUGAAUGAGGCUAGUUAAACUUGUUCACAGAUAUCAUACACUACUCUAUCAACAAGGGCAGCAGGAAAAGAGCUUCUCUUGUUUCUGUCUCCCUGUUAGUAGUGAGUAUGUUAACCCUAACCAAAACCAAGUAUACUAAACAUACUCAGUGUCUGCACAGUCUUACACACUGUAAAACCUGAUGAGUAAGUUCAACUCAAAUGAUUUGAGGAAACCGAUUGCCCUGAAUCAUUUCAGUCUAUUGACUCAUAUUUUUUAAGUAUGAAAAAACACUUUAUUUAUGUUCAAGUAACUUAAAUAUUUAAAGCUAUGGUCACUUGGUAACUAGUUCAUCUUUUUAAUUCAAUUAAGUUAAAAAAAAUGAAUUCUUUAUUAUUUCAUAGUCAUAUGAAUCAUUUUUCUACACUCGUAACUUAAAGUAAUCUAGUCCAUACAAAUUUAACCUUUGAGUGCUUAGUCUUCCACUGCAGCAAAUUACUAGAUUCUUAUUAAAAGAACUUAUGGCUACUCAAUUCAAAUGAGGAAACCAAUAGCCUUAAAUAAUUUGAUUAGUGCAUCAGAUUUCAUGUAGCGCUUUAUCAGAGACCCUCAAAGCACUUUACAUUCACUCACACUGUCACAUCUUGGUGGUGGUAAACUACCUUAAUGGUCACAGCUGCCCUGGGGCAGACUGACAGAAACACAGCUGCCAGUUUGUGCCUACGACCACCACCACACAACACUCACAUUCAUACACCAGUGGAGGACACACACUGGGAGCAAGGUGGGUUAAGUGUCUUGCCCAAGGACACAACGGACAGACGAGAAUCGAACUGCCAACCUUCCAGUUAUUGGGCGAUUGCUCUAUCUCCUGAGCUACUGCUGCCCACAAAGUUGUAAAAACUCAACAUGACACAAGUUUAGAACAAGUGAAUAAUUUAUUAAGUUUAACUCAACAGAAUUACAAAUGCAAACAUUUCAAGCCUAACAUUUUUGUAAAACAAACUCAAACAGAUGUUUCUUACCUCAUAUGUUAAUGCUGACAAUAUUUCCCUCUUUGUCAAACAACAAAAAUAAAACACUGUGUGACUCAACUGAAAUUUUCAUCUAAAAAUAGAUAAACUCCUGCACACUGUUUCUCUCAAAAUAGAGAAGAAAAUUUUCUUCAUUCUGUGGUAAAAAUGAAAAAAUGUAACCCAAACAGGAUUAAAGCAGAGGUGAAGUGCAGUAACAACUACUACAUCAAUUGUUGUAAAACACUUUAAGCUGAACAUCGCCGUUUUUAAUAUACAACAAACUGAUCAGAAACUACAAUGAGAUGCUGUUGUUCACAAAAUGUCCAGUUUUGUGCAUGCAAGCUCAACAACUGACAAUGUUAUUGUCAAUGCAAAAACUUGAACAUCCUACUCAAGUUUAUUUCUUAGAGCCUGUAACUUAGGUUUCAGCUGCCUCUUCAUUCACGGCUGCCACCAGAGCCACUGCUGCUUUUGUUGCCACCGACUUAUCCUAAAAAUAGAAGACAUGUUUAACAUGACCAGAAUUGAUGAUAAAAAAUAAACCCCAUGCAAGUAAGCAUUAUCAAAAAAUUAAGUCAAAGUUAUGGUCAAAAGUGUAAUCUUUGAGAUGGUAAGUCAAAAUCAUGAGAUAAAGUUAUUAAUCAGUAUCUACAUUUAAACCUUUGACCUCAUAAAUAUGACACUUUUCCCAUAAUUAAGACUUAAUAGAUCAUAACUAUUACUUAUAUUUUUGACUUUCUUAUAUCUUAAAAUAGCAACUUACCUUGAAUAUAAAACCAAUCUGAGUCAAUUAGGGGCCAAAAUUAAUGUUGAACAGCAGUCCCACUUCUCUCUAUAGUUCAAUUUGAAAAUGGCCAUUGAAUUAGGGCAUGGCGUGUGUCAAAGGUGCAAUGGGGUUUCCUACCCACAUUAGCAGGGCUUAUACUUUCAGCAUAAGUUCAAUAAGUUCAUUAAAGCUACUCAACUUGAAAGAGUUCAUGUAACAAACUUCAAAUGUUUUACAAGUACUCAUAAUGCUCUACAAUUAAUAAAAACUCAAAACAACUUAGUUAAAACCUCAGCUUUUAACUUUCAAUUAAGGUCAACUUAAUAGGGAUGAGUGACUGCAACAUUUUUUGAGUUAUAAGUUAUUUAAACUUAUAUUGUUUAUUGAAAUACACUGUUAGGUUUUACAGUGCAGUCUGUUACUCUGAUGUCUUAAAGUUUUAAAGACUUAAAAAUCUCCACCCAAAGUUUUAGAAGUGCUCAUUAACACCUUGAGACUGCACAAUACAUCCAGGUGCUGGUAUGUUUACUUAUCCAUUACCACUCCAUCAGCAACUCACAGAGCUAAACACUUGACCCCAGUAGUGGUUAAAAAAAGAGUGAGUUUACCUUCUUACAUAGACCCGCCCAGGCUAAUACUAGUAUAUGGGCUCUAUUUUCGUACCUCACCGGCGGCGUGGCAAAAGCGCAGCGUAAGUCAGGUCCGCCACAUCGAUAAGGCUUGCCCAAGCACACUUUGGUAUUUUGGUGGGAGGCACAGCCCGGUGUAAGUAUCCCCCCUCCCGACUUAGCUCCUCCCAGGGGUGUAAGUAGCAGAGACAGAGGGGAUAAGGCUUGGAGUGGGUUUAACACAGCUGAGUCCUGUUUUCACCAAUCACAUCAGCUCCUCUCCUCACCCUUAAAUAUGCCACCGGCGAGGCGUAUUGCAAUUGUCAUAAUUGCAUAUAUUUAAACCCAACGUGAAAAAGGUGGGUUAUGCGCACAGAUCACAACAUAAACGAAUUCCAAUAAUGGCAUUAAAAUCAAAACCACUUGUGCCUAAAGGAUGCAUCGCGCUCCGUGGCCUGGCUCUUUCUUUCAUUGAUGUUGACAUAUAAAAUGAAAUUGGCUCACACAACUGAAUAUUAUAAUAUUCAUAUGUGAGCCUAACUCUGGAUUGAAUAUUCACAGAAUUUUAAGGAUUUGAAAACAUCAGAUAAACAGGUUAUUUUAAAUAAAAGUUUCUUUUAUUUUUUUAAGUAAAUGAUUAAUCUGAUCUCUAAAAUAAAUCAUCUGUUCAGCCAUGCCGCUGCAGCAGCAGGACGGAGAGAAGACUCAGAGACAUGUCUGGGUCGAGCUGCGUGAGGAAGAAAAGGAAGAGAAAAAAAGGGGGGAGACAAAUUAAAUAUCUUGUUAAUUUCAUCAUGUGUGACUGUUUACUGGAUGUUUAAUUUAAUUUAAUGCGGUUUAAGCUUUGUUGAUUCGGUCAGGUUGAGUGUCCAAACGCGUGUCAAACGAACUCAUCAGAUAAAAUAUGGAUCAGAAUAUAUCGGUAUAGAUCUAAAUGUAUAUGUGCUGACUCAGAUAGUUGCACUGAAUAUUGGUUGUUGUUGAUUAUUUAUUGCACUGAAAUGUGCCUGACAUUGUGGAAACCUGCCGGUGAGGCAUCAGUGAUGCAUGUGCACUAUGCCACGGGUCUACCAAAAUACCACUUGACCAGCUGCGCUCCACCCGCUCUGAAAGCUGACCAGGUUUGAAUCAGCGAGCUUUCAGCGCACUUUCCACACUGCUGACAAGCACAAAAAUGUCACUGCGCCAGCCGAUUCUGUCGACACCUCCCCCUACUGCACCAUCCUACCCAGCUCGACAGACCUCGGUGCACCUUAAGGUCCUUACACACCGGGGCUGACACAAAUAUGGAAUGCGAAAUCAUGAAAUAUUCGGAGGAGAAUUUUGACGCUCCUGACUAUACAAAUAAAGCCCAAUGUGAUUUUUCGGCUUUCUGGGGGGAAAAAGACACGUCCUGGGUGGAAGCGAGAAGACUGACGCAACAGCAGACUGACUGUUUUCAGUUCUGAUCAGACACUAGUGUUGAGAUGGCUUUCUAUCAUGAUAGCAUGUACUGAGUUGGGGCCAGUACCAGAUAAGCACAUUAAACAAUAAUCCAUAAACGUAAGGUAACAACGAGACCUAAUGGUGGUGUGACAGCAACACGAUUGAGUUUGAGACAGUGAAAAUACAUAUGGUAUGUUGUAUCUGAACAGGUUAGCUUACGAGCUAAAGUUACUCAGCACAGAUGAAAGUUAAAACAAAGAUGUUUAGCAAACUGUUAAAGCACACAUACUAUCGUCAUAUGAGAAAUGUAACGCUAUGACUCUCCACAAAUUGUCCUUCAGGUUGUUAUCUUUGUAAUAUUUGUGUCUUUGUGUCGGCCAUGGGAAAACGUUGCUGAUGUGAACGCUUGUAUUGACAAGAUACUGGUUUGAAAAAAAAUACUGUCGUUCGAAAUAAUCACACGAAAAAAACAGUCCUGGUGUGAAAGGACCUUAAGUCUACGAAAAUACCAAACUGGCUGUGUGCCUGGCUUCACCAGACGAGAAUACCACUGCGCAGGGUGCGCCACCCUCCAUCGCGCUGCUGGUGGGCACAAAAAUAGAGCCCAUUGUAGCAGUAUUUGAUAGUGACAGGAAUCAUUAGGAAGUCUUGGUAAUAGUGUCAGUAUUAAUGAAAAUUAACAGUCCCCAUCCCUGAUUGGCCCUGAAAAUACCUGAUUUUCAAAAACACUUUGAGAGUGCUGUACAAGUAACAUUCAUUCAUUCAUCAUCACAGUAUUACUUCACCCCAUUUCUACCUUCAGGUUUAAUUAAUUGUGCUUCAUACUGCAGAAUUAGUCCAUAAGCUCUACUGGAUCUCUUUGAUUCUAAACAGGGCUGAACAGCUGUGCCAGACUCUCUCCGUCUGCUCUGUCAUCAGUCAGGUGGCAAAAGACAACCGCUGACAACACGCAGUGAAGUACAUGCCAUCCAAAUAACCUUUCAGAAACUGCACCAUGACAUCACUGAGAUACAGUGUGUGUGUGUGUGUGUGUGUGUGUGUGCAUGCAUGCAUGUGUGUGUAUGUGUGGUUAGCAUGCCUGUGGGUUUGUGAGGCACAGAGAAUGGCUGCACCUGUGCUGUCACCGUGCUCCACUGCCCCGCCUUCCAGGAAAGCCGUCAGAUUUAUGUUGUCAAAGAGAGACAAGUGGCUUAGCCCAUGGACUGCUUGAGAUGAAGCCAGCAAGUGUAAGCCUGUGUUUAUGUGUGGGUGUGUGUUGGUGGGUGGGUGAAGGCAUUUGGAGGUUCAGUAUGUGGCCGCUGAUAUCUAAAGAUGCAGUAUGGGACAGGAUACGGGGUAGGAUGUUGACCUCAACAGAGGACAUUCCCCUACAAGACAUGCUGCCCAUGACCUUUAUAACAGCAAUAAAAGGGCUGGAGAAAUAGCUUUUUAUUAGUGCUCACACUAUAUCACAAGACACGUAUAGUCUUAGAUUCCCUUACCACCUUGUAGGCUUCUUAUAGAGCACAUAUAGACUUAAAUGCGCCUUAUCACAUUAGGUAAAACUGGCUCCUGUCAUGCUAAAUUUACAGAAGUUCAUACCACAUCACAUCAACUCAGAUGAUCCAUUUUCUCCCUCUUUCUGAUAUUCUUGCACUUCACAUUAACUUUUAUGCUCUGUAUCAUCCAUUUCGACAUUACCUCUUUAGAAACACAGUACAAAUUAAGAACACAACUCUCACAUGUACACAUACAGACAAAGCUAUUACUUCAGUUAUCUGUCAUCCUUUAAAAGGUCAAAGGCAGUGUGUUUCUGACUGCUGCAACUACAGGAGCCAGACUUUAGAUCAUGGCUGGCAAUGAGAACUGGAUUCUGGCACAUCCACUAUAUAAAGGUAGCAGCAGACUGACGAUGUUGACUGAAACUCCUCACUCCUCACAGUCCAAGUGCUGUACAUUGCACAGAUGAUUUUUUAUGCUGGUUACCACUAUGAGAUGUACUGAUACUGGACAAAAAUAUACAGCCAAGAACUGACAUCCAAACAAAUGAAAUGUGUCAAGGUCUGAAGACCAACAGCAAUAAUUUCACCUUUUCUUAAGUUGUCUUUCUUUCUAUGGGCUGAAUGGGUAACAAUUCUUCUAUGUCUGGUUUGGUCUCCAUAGUCCCAUAUCGAGGGGUACAAGCUAAGGAUUUACAGUUAUUCAUAUGAUCUGAAUUAAGUACAUUUUUGAUGGACUUUAACAUUUCUUUUUAGAUUUUAAAAUCAGCACAUUUAUGUUUACUGAAGUUGUUUCUAUGGAGAGUCCUGUAAUAUUUACAAAUCAUUAGUUACUGAGAAGAAAAAAGAAAGCCUAAAACAUAUAAGCUUCCCAUGCACUGCUUGAUAGCCAGCUGAGUGGGUAAUGUCUACACUGCAAAAAAACAAGAAAAAAACAAACAAACAAACAAAGAUUAUAUAUAUAUAUAUAUAUAUAUAUAUAUAUAUAUAUAUAUAUAUAUAUAUAUAUAUAUAUAUAUAUAUAUAUUUAGUCCAGUUUUAAAUACUGGCACCCACCAGGCUCCUAGAGAUUGACCUAAUUUCUUGCUCUUUAAUUCACAUCUAUAUUUUCAUUUAUUGUUAGAUCUCUGAGAGGGUUACAAAAUGGCUUAAUGUUAAGGCUCCUAUAUCAACACACGGCUUAGCUAAAAAAACAAAACCAAAAAACACAACAAAUAAAAAAAACAAUUUGUUUAAGCAGUAAUGUAAUGUGUAGGGCAUCAGACACUCAGGAAUCACUUGGUUGCUUUUUUUUUUGUUUGUUUGUUUGUUUGUUUGUUUUGUUUAUAAGCAGUUUUGUCAAAAGUAAAAAACAAAACAAAAAAAGUUACUCUUUUUCAUGCUUACAUCAUUCUCCUCUCUGUUUACCUCAGCCCAUUUGCACACAGCCCAGCCUACUGCCAUAUCGGCACUAAAAGAUGCAGAUGCUGAUCUCAGGUUCACUGCUGUUAUAGAGCCCUGACACCUCAGAUUGAAGAGCAAUGAAAACACAAGGCUUAUCUCGACUGUAGCCAGAGGAACUAAAAGGUUAUUUUUUGAUUGACUUUGGGCAAUGGAUCAUUCUUGACUAGUUUUCCUUUUUUCUCAAUCUGCAUUGGAUUACUUUCUGCUGAAAAUGAUCUUUUUUUAAAACUUGGCACAAAAUACUUCUUAAUGGAAAUUUCGAAAACAGUUUCUUUUUAAGUACUCCAGUUUUGUUGUGCUGUUUAACCUUUCUCAUAAAUGUAUUGCAUCUCAUACUCAAGGCCUAUGAAAUUGGAAAUAAAAUAGGAUAUCAAUGUAUUCUUUGCCAAGCUUGAGCAGCUAAAAGGGACACUGUUUAGUAUUCUUUCUGGCAGCAGUUGGAAAUAUUAUAAUAUUAUAUAAUAGAGAGAGUUUGGUUGGAGUAAAACAAACAAGCUCAUGGGUGGAGGCUCUGAAAAGUACAAGGUGCCAUGCUCGGGGACAACUGUUCUUACAGUCAGACAAUUGAUUCUCGUUCAACACCAUCAUCGGAUAUUAGGUGAGUGUCAUUUCCUCGCCAUAGCAAUUUUGAAACUAAAACGUCACGUUUCUCUUAGUUGUCAGUGUUUGUCUUUGGGCUUUAUAUGAUCCCGACACAUAGUUUGGCUGAGAUGAGCCAAAGAUGGUGAUUACUGCAUUUUGUGUUUUGAUUUGGUCCAAAUGACAGAAUUGACUGCUAAAGUUAUAAUAUAGCCUACAUUAUUCUAUCAAAUAACAUUAUUUCUAUCAUGAUUUAUUUAUAUGGUUUUGUUUUUUUCUUAUAUAUUUUUUUGUUUCAUUUUUGUUGUGUAGUUCCCCUGUGUUCCUGUUUCAUUGUUUCCCAUGUGUCAAUAAUCCUGUUCUUGGGCUCUAUUUUCAUGCUUCGCCGGAGACGCGGCGCAGGCACAGCGUAAGUCAGGUCCGCCGCGCCGACAAGGCGUUCCCAAGCACAAUUUGGUAUUUUGGUGAGCGGCGCAGCCCGGUGUAAGUAUCCCCCCUCCCUAACUCAGCUCCUCCCAGCAGCGCAAGUCAUAGCGAGGGAGGAGAGAGGGCGUGGAGUGGGUUUAACACAGCCGAGACCUGUAUUGACCAAUAACAUCAGCUCCUGUCCUCGCCUUUAAAUCCGCCACCGGUGAGGCGUAUUACUAUUUUCGUGAAGUAGUCAAAGAGAUCAAGAGAUAUCUGAAGACAGCAAUGCCACACGAUGGUGACAGAGGGCAGCUCCACAACAAGUGUCGCUGUAAACGCUGCAGAAGAUGUCCUUCAUACUGUCUCAUAUGAGCACAGAUGGAUUUGGUGUGUGUAAUGUUGGACCCACUGGUAAGACAAACACCCUUUUCCACAAAUAAAGACACUCACAUAAAGUUGAACAUAUUCAAACCUCACGUGACAAAGGUGGGUUGAGCGCAGAGAUCACAUCAUAAAUUCCAAUAAUGGCAUUAAAAUCGGAACCAACUGUGCAUAAUGACGCAUCGCGCUCCAUGGCCUUUCUUUCAUAGAUGUUGGCAUAUACAAUAAAUUUGGCUCACGAAACUGAAUAUUAUAAUAUUCCUAUGUAGGCUUAAAGUAAAUAACUCAUCUGAUCACUGAAACAAAUCAUCUGUUCAGCCGCAGCUGCAGCAGCUGCAGCAGGACGGGGGAGAGGACACGGGGACAUGUCCAGGUGAGAAAUAAGAGGAAGAAAGAAAAGGAGGGAGACGAAUUACAUAUCUUGUUCACUUCAUCAUGUGUGUCUAUUUACUAGAUAUUUAAUCUAAUUUAAUGCAGUUUCAGCUGUGUUGAUUCGGUCAGGUUGUGUAUCCAAACGCAUGCCAAACGCUCUCAUCAGAUCAGAUAUAGAUCAGAAUAUAUCGAUAUAGAUCUAAAUGUAUUUCCUGACUCAGAUUAUUAGUUGUUGAUAAUUAUUUAUUGCACUGAAAUGUGCCUGACACUGUGGAAACCUGCUGCUGAGGCAUCGGUGACGUAUGCCGAUAUGCUGCCAGUCUACCAAAAUACCACUAGACCAGCUGCGCUUCGCCUGCGCUGAAAGCUGACCAGGUUUAAAUCGGUGAGCUUUCAGCGCACUUUAUACGCCAGCGGUGAGCACGAAGAUGUCACUGCGGCAGCUGAUUUUGUCGACACCUCCCUCUGCCACGCGACCACACCCAGCUUGGCGGACCUCAGUGCGCCUCAGUCCACGAAAAUACCAAACUGGCUGUACGCCGGGCUCCGCCAGACAAAAAUACCACUGCGUGGGGUCCGCCACCCUCCGCUGCCUCACCAGCGGACACGAAAAUAGAGCCCCUUGUGUUUUAGUGUUUUAUUCUUGUGGUCAGUUAUCAGUGUUCCACUUUCAUUUUGUAGUUCCUCCUCCUUGUGUGUCUGGUUUAGUUUGACUCCCUGUGUUGCUGUUGUUCCCUCGUGAUUGUCUGCGCCUGUCUUUUAUUGUCUCACCUGUCUCUCAUUGCUCAUUACCCUGUGUGUUUAUAUAGUCCCAGUCUUGCCCCUGGUCUUGAACUCUAAUCCAUCACUACCUGUGUUGACAUUUCCCACCCAUGACAAUCUUAUCACCAGUGUAUUGCACAAUUCAGUCAAGCUGUGACUAAGCUUCAGCUAAGAGUCUUACAGAGCUCAGGACUCAAAAUCUGAGACAGUGCGCACAACAAGAAACCUGAUAGCUUUCGUCAGCUCAUCAUCCAACAUUCAGGAAAAGUCAAUAUUGACUCUAGUAUGGGUCAGGUGGUCCAUCAAUCAUGGCUCUUUUACCUUUAGAAACCAAGCGAGUGUGUUUGUGUGUGUGAUGAAGCAUGCCUCAGUCAAUAUUUACUUCUGUCACGAUGACGUCUCCAUCUUUAGACUCCAGGUGGUACCUCAAAAGCUUCCAGGUGUUUUUGUCUUCUGUUUGUUCUAGGUCAUGUUUUAUUUUCCACCUUUCUAAUUUUAACAGCUUGAUCUCAUCAUCAAACAGACCUUGUAAAAAUAAAACCUCCUACAAUGAGCUGGUAUUUGAUACCUCUUAGACAGUGGUAUUGUUUUAUUGGGUGUAAAUGAGUAUGCUUGAAUGUUUCUGCACACUGUGGUCAAGUUACAGUGCUUUACCGUUUCUUUGAGAUGAGGAUUUUAAAAACUGCAUGUUGACUAUUUGCUCAGAAUAAUAUUGAAAAUUUAUAAUGCCUUUUUUUUACUGACAAUAUAACCUUUUACAUUUCAAAAAAUUGAGGAAUGGUCUGAUCCAACACACAUUAAUGUCCAUCUUCACUGGAUAAAAUCAGCUCCAUUUGUGAACCCAGCUUAUGUGUAUAGCCCCUAUACUGUUUUCAGUUGACUGGGUGGAGAAUGUACCAAGACAGUUUUAUGUUAUUGUUAUGUCCAAAACUCACAGUCUAACAAAAUAACUGCAUUUUCUAUAAGUGGGACUAUAACCCACCCUAUAUUUAAAUAAAGGACUGUGACUGGGUCAGUAUACUGGAUUGAACAGAGAAGAAAGAAAGCCGCUUUAGACCCACGUGACAACAAAAAUGAAUUUGAGCAUUGCAUUUACAGUCGACAGAGUUAAUGAAUUUCACUUUGGGGAUAAAUACAGUUCUUGUAGUGUAUUGUACAUUACACUGUUGAAUUUUCUGCAGCUUGAGAUCAAUGCAAUGAUUUGGUGGGCUCAUCCCCACUCUGAUAGUUUUCUUGUCUGGUUUCAGUCCAAAGCUGACCUUCACAGAGUAACCCUCUAUAGAAGGGUGUUUGCAUAUGCGCAGGAGGUCUUGGACUGUGGAGGAAUGACUGUGAUGUGUCUAAGACAGAUUGUCCACAUACCGUGUCAGGUAUGUUUCUGCCACUUGGAUUUUUCCAUGAGUUUACAAAGACAACACUCUUUGGACAAAAAUAACAUGUCAAAGACACACAGUGAGGCAUGCAGUCAGUCAGCACGUUCAUCACUCAUAAAUCAGACCGACACUUUCUCAAGACAUGUGCACACACUAACACAAUGUCAUUCCCUCACUGCUUUAAAUUAGGGUGCAUGUUUUCCACACUCCACAGGAAGACAUGCAGGCAAACUGAGAGCACACUGUAAAUGGUGUUUUCUUUUAACAUAAUAAUGUAAAAGGAAACAGCUAAUGUUAGUUCAAUCUCAGGUUAAACACAGGAGCAGCUCAUUGAUGGGGGGGGGGGGGGGGUCUUUACAGCAUUACACUUGCUCUUGAAAAUACAAAUAUUAAUAGAAUAUAUGAAUAAGGAAUUGCAGGCAUAAAGAGAAAUGGUUUGCCAAUCAGAUUGUCCAUUAUCUAGGAUCUCGGCCUGGUGGUGUCGAAAGCACUGGAGAAGUCAUAAUCAUGACCCUCACAGUGUUCUCUGUUUUCUCAAUGACAAAUAAACAGACCAGUGCAUGUGGAUGCCUUCCUCUUUGAUGUUGGUUACAGUAAGUACUCUUGAAUGUAUAAGAUGCUUUUACUGUAGUUGUCGUAGUGCUACUGAUACAAUCUGGUCAAUAUUGGCCAAACGUGGUUCUCUAGGACCUCAUUUGAAUGCUAAUUUUGUGAUGACCCUGGCUGUUUUUUUUUUAAACAAUCAACUAUGUAACCAACUAUCUUUCAGCCUCCUCUCCAAGCAAGAUCCUGAUCCUAUGGGAGCUGUUGUGUUUUUAUAUGACAGUUACAUAUUUACAUACUUAUUUACAUAUUUACUUUUUUCAGUUGGGUGUUCACUUCUGGCAGAAACAGUGGACUACAAUUCCCUCAUUCUUCAGAGAGGAUGUUUCUCUGGGCAGGAAGUAAAGCAACAGAUGGAAGAGGUGAUCACAGGUAUGAAGACUGACAUACCUGUUGGUUUAAGACCCUUAUAGUAUAAGAACUGUCGAAGUGAAAAUGAUAAGUGCAGAUAUAUGUCAAAAAGUCUAGAACAAAUGUUACUGUCUUUGAUUAAGAAUAAGAAUAAGAAUAACUUUAUUAAUCACUGAAGAGAAAUUCAAUUGUCUGUUGUCUCACAUAAUAUGUAUCAAAAGGUUAUCUACUAUUUACACAAGAGUUAUAAAGUCUAAUGGCUGUUGGUACAAAAGAUCUUCUGAAUCUUUCUGUCCUGCAACGAAGAGAGAGGAGCCGUCCACCACCAUUGGCCAUUUGGUCCAUCAAGGUGUUGUGAAGUGGGUGAUCCAUGUUCUUGAGAAUAGUCUCCACCUUUCCCAGUGUAGAUCUCUCCACCACAUCCUCCAGAGUCCAGCUUAAGUCCUACCACAGAGCCGGCAUUUUUCACCAGUUUGUUCAGAUGUCUUGCAUCUUUGUGUUUGAUGCUUCCUCCCCAGCAGACUGCAGCAUAGAACAGAACACAACACCACAGACUGAUAAACAUCUGCAGCAUCUUACUACAGAUGUCUAUUGAUCGGAGUCUUCUCAGGCAAAAGAGGCGGCUCUGCCCCUUUCUGUAGAUGUCGUCUAUAUUCUUAGACCAGUUCAACUUAUUAUCCAGAUGUACACCUAGGUAUUUAUAUGAUGUCACCACUUCAAAAUCCACUCCACAGGUGUUCACUGGCUGGAGAGGGGAUUUGGAUCUACGGAAGUCUAUGACCAUCUCCUUUGUCUUUGAGGUGUUGAGGCGGAGGCAAUUUUUUUGACUCCAGUCACUGAUGGCUCUUAUCAGAGCUCUGUAUUCAUCUUCUUGUUCAUUUCUGAUACAUGCCACAAUAGCGGUGUCAACUGAGUAUUUCUGGAUGUGGCAGGGCUCAGUGAUGUAUUUGAAGUCUGACAUAUACAGUGUGAACAGGAAUGGCGCCAGCACUGCCCCUUGUGGAGCACCUGUACUGAUCAUUAAUGUCCCAGAAACACAGUUUCCCAGCCUGACAAACUGUGGCCUUCCUGUCAGGUAAUCUGUGAUCCAGGAAACACAGGAAGGAUCCACUCCCAUCUCUGUGAGCUUGUCUUUGAGUAUGGUGGGUUGGAUGGUGUUGAAUGCACUUGAAAAGUCGCAGAACAUGAUCCUCGCAUAAACCCCAGGUUCCUCCAGAUGAGACAGAGCACGGUGAAGCAUGUAGAGGACAGCAUCAUCCACUCCAAUGUGUUCUUUGUAUGCAAACUACAGGGAGUCCAGUUUGUCUUUGACCUCAGACCUCAGAAGGUGUAGAAUCAGCCGCUCCAGGGUUUUCAUGAUGUGUGAAGUGAGGGCCACUGGUCUGUAGUCAUUGAGUUCAGCGGGACAUUUUUUUUUUUUUGAUACUGGCACAACGCAGGAUGUUUUCCACAGAGUAGGUACCCGCCCCAGCUGUAGACUCAGGUUGAAGAACUUGUGGAGAGGUUGACACAGUUCUGCAGCACAGUCUCUAAGCAGCCUUGGACACACACCAUCUGGACCAGCUUCCUUCCCAGGACAAAGUCUUCCAAGCUCCAUCCUCACCUGUGUUUCGGUGACAGACAAGGACUGGUGUUCUAGGAGGGAGGCAGUUGAAGUGGUUGAGACAUUUGAACAAGAUGGAGGAGGAAGGGGAGAAGUUGUAGUGGAGAUUUGUUGUGGAGAGGAAGGUGGAGUAGCAGUGGAAGUGGGUGUAACAGCAGUGUCAAAUCUGUUGAAGAACAGGUUGAGUUCAUCAGCUCUUUCCAGAUCACCCACCACUGGCUGUCUUUUCUUUUUACUGCUGUGUCCAGAGAUGGUACUGAUUCCUCUCCACACUUCACGGAUGUUGCUGUGUUGUAGAUUCUUCUCUAUCUUCUUUUUGUACUCCAGCUUUGCCAUCUUCAGUCUCCUCUUCAACUCUUGUUGCACUUGUUUGAGUCGUUCUUUGUCACCAUCUUUAAAAGCUUUCCUUUUCUGGGUAAGGAUUGCUUUUAUGUCACUUGUGAUCCAGGGUUUGUUGUUGGGGAAACAGCGAACAGUCUUUGUGGGUAUAACUAGUGCUGGGCGAUAUGGAAAAAAAUGUAUAUCACGAUAUGGAUCAUUUUAUAUCACGAUAACGAUAUACCACGAUAUAGCUAUGGUAUGCUUUCAGUUCUAUGAAAAAUUAAAGUGUAUACAGCUGCCCUAGUACAGUGCCAGUACAAGACCAGCACUUAAAACUAGAAAAAUGAAAAAAAAAAAUACGUGGCUGUUGUGCGUUCAUGUCUGUGCUCACCCAAAGUUAUGCAACACUCACAGAAAAGGCCGAUAGUGUGAGCCAAAGCACUCCAUAAUAAUAAUAAUAAUAAAUUUAAUUUGUAAUGCACUUUACAUUUACAAAAAAUCUCAAAGUGCUACAGUACACAGUAAAAAAAGAGCAGCAACAAUAAAAAAAGCAAUAGAAUGACAGUCACAGAUUGGCAUAAAAAAAGCAUAAAAGAAUAAAAAAAAUAAAGAAUAUAGAGUUGCAAUGUAAGAGGAAAGGUAGUAAAAGCAUAGAGGAAAGCUAACCAAAGGUUUUAUUAAAAAGGUAGGUCUUUAGGGCUCUUUUGAAGAGGUUGUUCACACUGCUGGAUGUUUCUCCUCCAAAGCUGCUCUCUGCCUCCGUUGCUGUUUACUUUACUCUUGAAGCACGUAGCAAGACCCGAGCAUGAAUCCGAGCGCUUUAUUCACCUAUCAGGGGCAGACAGGUAAGGUGAUUUGAUUCGCCACGACUCCAGAAAUGAUUGAAAAACUACAGAAUGUCACAAAAUUACGUCUCCUCGCUCCUGGCUUGAAGGGUAGAAAUGCGCAGCCGCGCUCCCAGCUGACAGGAAGUCAAACCACUGUUGUAGUUCUUUUGUGUUGUUAGCGCGGUCAAGAGUGUUGGCUCUCACUGAGAGAUGACUACAAAAAUGGACGCACCUGUUCAUCUGGUUGUUUAACACAGCUGAAAAUGAUAAUCUAUUAAUGUUGUUCCCGCUCCUGCCAACUCCCAUUGCUUUUUUUCCCGUCCCGUCCCGAUCAAGGGAUUAAUUAAAAAAUGACUCCCAUCCCGUGGAAGUCCCGCGGGAAUCACGUGACCCACGGGAAUUCCUGAAAAAUGUCAUCCUCUACAGGGAAGGUCCCGGAGCAGAUGAAACAGGUGCUGGAGCGGCUGAAAUAGGUCCCGGAUUCGAUCAAAAGAGGUCCCGGAGUGCGCUCCGGCUUGCUCCGGCACAAAUUAUGCACUGCUUACAAUGAUCCCCUCACGUGUGUAACCCAGGAAACCCGCAACGGCGGGAGACGCUGGACGCGAAGAGGGCACGUAAAGCGGCGUCAUGUCGCAAAAUCGAAAGAGAAAUGCGAGCCUACAUGUCAACGCAUCCUUUUCUUUGUAAGAAAAUAUUGUUUUCUUUCCCGUUUGACACCAAAUACACUUACUGAAUGUGCAAUUAUUGUUGUUGUUACUAUGAAUCAUCUGAUGGCACAAGCCCUAUGGAUAAAAUACAGCCUAUCGCCCGAAACGAUAAAAAUAGAAAUGGCACGAUAGACAUUUUCUAUCGUGCCCACGAUAUCUAUCUUCCUAUCGCCCAGCACUAGGUAUAACUGUGUCUCUACAGAAGUUGACAUAUUCAGUAAAGCAGUCAACCUGUUUAUCAGUAUUCAUACUAUCCAUGUCUGUUUCCAGCAGCACAUUCCAGUCUGUUGAUUUAAAACAGUCCCUUAGAGCUUCGCUAGCUUGAGGUGUCCAUCUUCUUAUUUUGACUUUGGUCACAGGCUGCCUCAGUACACAAGGUCUGUAACAGGUUUGCAGAUAGACCAAGUUAUGGUUUGACUUGCCCAGUGGUGGUAAGGCAGUGGCUCUGUAGGUUUCUUUGACAUUGGCAUACAGCAAAUCAAGGGUUUUGUUUUCUCUGGUAGGACAGUUCACAAACUCUUUGAAUCCAGUCAGGUGAGAGGAGAGGGUGACAUGGUUGAAGUCCGAUAUUAUUAUUAGUGCCUCAGGGCAUUGAGUCUGUAGCCUGGCUACACUAUUGUACAGAGCGAUAUUGAUAGAGAGACCAGACUUGCAGUAUUAUCUUGGUUCAAGUGCAUCAUUUGAAUAUAAUUAUAUUGUCAUCUUGCUGCCGAGGUAGUGUGACUCCCGGAUUUAAAGAAAAAAAACUCUGACAGUGCUGACAGUGACAUGAAUCAUAUAUUGUAAAUAUCUUAUGGGGAAUAAGGAUGUUGCUUCAGCUGACAUAUACUCUCAUGCUCAUAUUCAGGCAUUAAUACUAACAAUAUAUAGUUAGACAAUCUUCAAGCUCAUGGUUUUAUUUGCUUUUGUAAAUCAUAAAAAGGCUUCUGUAUGAAUUUGAGUCUAUUUCAUAAACUUCAAAAAACUCUUAAUCAAGCACUGAGCUUUUAUUUGCUCUUUCUAAGAGUGAAAUCUUCAUAGUAGUCAUCCUCUUUGUCUUUUAAUUAACUUUAUUCAAAUGUGAGCCUGUGUGCCACCAAUUGUUUCCAAAGGUUAAUUAUAAAUGAAUUAGGAUUAAAGUUAUCAUUACUUCCAAAUGUGGUCUGUGACAGACAUUAAUUACAACCUACUGACUGUAAUAAGUAGUUGUGGAGGUCAAAAGGUCAGUUGUAAGCAAAAACAGAGAUUAUGAUGUCAUUUGACAUAUAAUUAUAUACUCAUAUACUGCUUAACGUCGAGGGGAAGAUAUUUUUCAGUAUUCUUUCCCACCGGCUGUCAGACUACCUCCUGAAGAACCAGUACAUCGACCCCUCGGUGCAAAAAGGGGGAAUCCCAGGGGUUCCGGGUUGCCUUGAACACAGUGGCGUGGUGACACAAUUGAUCAGGGAUGCUCGAGAGGGGAAAGGAGACCUAGCUGUACUAUGGCUAGACCUGGCCAAUGCGUACGGCUCUAUACCUCACAAGCUAGUGGAGGUGGCAUUGGAGAGGCACCAUGUCCCUGGCAACAUCAAAGUCCUCAUCAUGGACUAUUACAACAGCUUCAACUUGAGGUUCACCUCCGGCACAGUUACAUCUGGACGGCAUCGACUGGAGAAAGGGAUCAUCACUGGAUGUACCAUUUCAGUGAUACUCUUUGCCCUGGCCAUGAACAUGCUGGUCAAGUCUGCCGAGUCGGAGUGCAGAGGCCCCAAAUCCAAGUCCGGAAUCCGUCAGCCCCCCAUCAGAGCAUUUAUGGACGACCUGACAGUAACAACAGUGUCAGUCCCAGGAUGCAGAUGGAUCCUCCAGGGCUUGGAGAGGCUGACCACCUGGGCCCGGAUGCGCUUCAAGCCUGAAAAAUCCAGGUCUCUAGUCCUGAAGAGAGGGAAGGUGACUGACCGGUUCCACUUCUCUCUAGGGGGUACCCACAUUCCAUCAGUCACAGAGAAGCCCGUGAAGAGCCUCGGAAAAACCUUUGACUGCUCCCUAAAGGAUGCCGCUUCCAUCAGGGCGACCAACGAACAGCUGGAGAGUUGGCUGACCACAGUCGACAAGUCAGGUCUUCCGGGGAAAUUCAAGGCGUGGGUAUACCAGCAUGGCAUCCUGCCUAGGAUUCUGUGGCCAUUGCUGGUGUAUGAGUUUCCCAUCUCCACUGUGGAAGGGUUUGAGAGGAGGGUCAGCAGCCGCCUGCGACAAUGGUUGGGUCUGCCUAGAAGCCUAAGCAGCAUCGCCCUUUACGGCAACAAGAACAAGCUGACUCUCCCCAUAAACAGCCUCACCGAGGAGUUCAUGGUUGCCAGAGCGAGGGAGGUUCUCCAGUACAGGGAAUCCAAGGACCCAAAGGUUUCCCAAGCAGGAAUUGAGGUGAGGACUGGCAGAAAGUGGAGAGCGAAGGAGGCUGUGGACCAGGCAGAAUCACGGCUGUGCCACAGAGACCUCGUGGGAUCGGUGGCUGCCGGCCGUGCAGGACUGGGAACCAUUCCAACAACCCGGUACAACAAGCUCAAGGGCAAGGAGAGGCGGGACCAGGUCCAGCUCGAGGUGAGGGCCGGAAUUGAAGAGCAGCGUGCAAGCCAGUGGGUGGGAUUGAGGCAACAGGGCGCAUGGACCAGAUGGGAGGAAGCCACAGACAGAAAAAUCUCGUGGAACGAGCUGUGGAGGGCUGAACCCCUCCGCAUUAAAUUCCUCAUUCAGUCUGUCUAUGAUGUCCUGCCCAGCCCAUCGAACCUCUUCUGUUGGGGCAAGGUUGAAACUCCAGCAUGUCCCUUGUGCCAAGGAAGAGGAACCCUGGAGCACAUCCUCAGCAGCUGUCCUAAAGCACUUGGUGAAGGCCGCUAUCGCUGGCGCCAUGAUCGUGUGCUGAAGGCGGUUGCUGAGUCCAUCAACACUGCCAUCUUCCAGAGCAAACGCUUACAACCAUCAAGGCGUGAAAUCUCCUUUGUAAGAGCCGGAGAUCAACCACCUCCCCGACCUAAAGCCCAGUCAGGCCUCCUGGGAACAGGGAAGGACUGGCAGCUAAGGGUGGACCUGGGAAAACAACUGAAAUUCCCUGAAAACAUUGUGGAAACCAGACUUAGGCCAGACAUCGUCCUAGUCUCAGAGACAUCCAAGCAAGUCAUCAUGUUGGAGCUAACAGUGCCGUGGGAGGAGAGAAUGGAAGAAGCAAAUGAGAGAAAGAGAGAGAAAUAUGCAGAGCUGGUGGAGGAGUGCCGCAAACGGGGGUGGCGUGCACGAUGCCUACCGAUUGAGGUGGGGGGAAGAGGCUUUGCAGGGAAAUCACUCUGCAAGGCCUACAGUCUCCUGGGCAUCACAGGGGCACGGAAGAGGAGAGCCAUCUCUACAGCCUCUGAGGCUGCAGAGAGAGCCUCGCAAUGGCUGUGGAUCCAGAGGGAUAAGCAGUGGUUGAGUGCUUCUUGGACACGGGCCGGGAACUGAUCACCCCGGUCGGGUCACCUGAGUGAGGGGGUCUGAAGUUGAAAGACCCGAAACCCCCGAUGAGCUCAGGCACUAUCACUGAGGAUGUGUCCAAGAAAAGCAUCACUAGAUGUAUGUAAGAACCAACUCAAUGGGAGUAUUUGAGCUACAGAUGAGGAGGAGAGUGAAUAGGAAGAUCAGAUGAGCUAGGAACAGAAAGCACUAAAGCUGAAGGGAAAAGAUGAGCACAGACUUGUAGUGAUGAAUACAUACAACAGUCAAGGAUAGUUAACGUGUGUGUGUGUGUGCUGUUAACAUUGAAAAUGUAUAGAAAAGUAAGAAAAAGAAGUGUAGGUAUAUAGGAGAAAGUAUUACAGGAUACAUGAUUGCAAAUGGAAUGAGGGUAAAUCUCAUCAACAGACCAAACAACAUAAAGAGGUUGUUACAGUUACAACAGCACAAAGAGUAUAUAAUCCUGACAGCAGGUGAGUUGUUUCAUUGCCUAGGCCCUAGAGGUAUGUUACCCUCAGUAAUCAUUUUAGGCUUUUGGGGUCAGUGUGGAUGAACCAAUGAUGGCUGAGGAACUCAUGCAGAGGUCAUCUUCAUCAUUUUAAGUUUCUAAUGUAACAAAUGAAAUAAACAAUGAAGCAAGAGGAAGCAAUAGUAUAUAUUCGUAUCACCACUUCAUUUCAUCGUGUCACAAGAACUCAAACCCUCUUUUUGCUUUGGUUUGUAUUUCAGUGCCGUCUAGUGGAGAGGUUGCAGAUUGCAACCAAAAUACACUCCUGUCGCCCUUCCUGUUACAAUAUUACAAUGUCAUUUAGUUGACACAAGGUAUCCAAAGUAAUGUGCACUGGAGAACAAGAGCAAUACAAGCAAAGAUCUAGACAAGAAGAAAAAAAAAUCAGUAUGAGCCACAAAGUGCUGUCAAGUCCCUGUGCAAGCUGUCGCACUGAAUGUGCUGCAUAUGGUAUGAAAAGUCCCACAGUAGAAAUCAGGAUAAUUUCUGAGCUAAAAAAAGACAGACAAGGUGUUCACUAAUACACACAGAAAUACAACACAUAAUAAAUACGUGUCUAGCAAAAACAUAUUUGGAGUCUAAGUCAAACUUGUUUCCUAGCAUGUGAUUCCUUUGGUAUGUCUUUAAAGAAGACAUACCCCUUCAUUAAUUAUUGUAUGUUUCUGUUUGUUUGUUUGUUUGUUUGUUUAUUUGUUUGUUUUCCAGAUCAAUAUACCAGAAGAUUCGUGAAUAUGAGGUCCUGGACAAGAGGAAAACAGUGACAGCUCUGAGGGCAGGAGAGGACAGAGCCAUCCUGCUGGGCCUCAGCAUGGUCCUGCUCUCUGUCAUGAUGUACUUUGUGGUGGGGAUAACGAUCUUGCGCUCUUACUCUGACAGGUGAUAACAGGCCACAUGGUCCCUUAAAUUAUGUUUGAGUAUGAGAAGGCAGAAAUAAAUCCUCUUUGUGGGAACAUGUUCUUACUGUUGGUUAUUUUAUAUCCACCUGGUGAAGAACAGUUUUUUUUUUCUCUAGAAGUGUAUUAGAUACAGGUAUAUAUUUAACUUAUUGCUCUCCCUCUUCCAGUUUAUGGACAGGUGAAGCAAGCUGCACAGUUGUGAAUUCUACCAUCGUGUGGGAUGUGAACUGUUCCUACAGCUGUGGAGCAGAGUGCUGGAAGAGUUCCCGAUACCCGUGUCUGCAGGUCUUUGUCAGCCUCAACUCCUCAGGGAAGGUGAUGAGACUGUUUCACAAUGAGGAAACCCAGGAUAGCAACCCUGAGGUACGACAUGACAACUGUUCUUUCAAUAUUUCAGGGAUCCAAGUAUUUCCACUGCUCCACUAGUCCACCAGUAAGCACAGAUAUAACUUUACAGGACAUUCUCUGAAAGAUUUCACUUUGUAAAACUGAAACAAGGUAAAAACAUUCACCUACUUUUCUCUCUUCUUUCCUUCAGUGCUUCUACAUCCCAAAGUGCACCAAAGACUAUUCAGCCACACAUGCUGUGGUUCAAAACAUUUCUGAGCGUCUCAGGUCUCAGCACACUAUUCAGUGUUUUGUGGAUCCAUCGGACAAAAUGGACAGCGCCAUCCUGACUCAGAUCUACGGUCGGGUUGCGGUCUUCCACUCCCUGUUCUGGCCGACUUGCACCCUGGUUGGAGGCACCAUCAUCAUUGCCAUGGUGAAGCUGACACAGUCCUUGUCCAUCAUGUGUGAAAGACUGAGCCGCAUUAAGAGGUGA
This is a messenger RNA of Xyrichtys novacula (pearly razorfish), 25068 nucleotides long. Lineage: Eukaryota; Metazoa; Chordata; Actinopteri; Labriformes; Labridae. The record is from the annotation of a GenBank genome assembly.